AUGGCGCGGGCACUAUUCGUCGACAGCAUCCACCACAUUAAUAACUAUGCACAACCUCGCGCGGAUCCUGACCAUUCUGUUGGUGGCAGUCCUAGGCGUCCUUGCGCAGCAGCAGCAGCAGCACGACGAGCAGUAUCCGUACUUGGACCUGGUUCCGGAGUAUGUAAAAAGAUCGGAUUUCGUCGACGCAGGUCCAACGUUCAGAGGCCUGCGAGGGCUUCGCGGCAAGCGGAUGCCUUACAUGAAUCUCAAAGGACUUCGAGGCAAAAGAAUGCUCUAGGUCCAACCGCCCGUUGUUCAGAUUCUACUAAGCUCGCCGCCAAACCUUAG
Messenger RNA from Necator americanus (New World hookworm), 330 nucleotides. RefSeq lists its product as uncharacterized. The coding region runs from base 1 to 330 and encodes 109 amino acids. The transcript is spliced from 3 exons. Lineage: Eukaryota; Metazoa; Nematoda; Chromadorea; Rhabditida; Ancylostomatidae. The record is from RefSeq and is a predicted model, not a curated record.